GUCGAGGAUAUUGAUAUUUGCUCUCAAGACUCAUUGCGAUGAAUUGUGCGAACUUGCGUGGUGUGCAGUAGGAUGUUCAUCGGAAAAGUAGGUGUAACAACACUCUUGAUCGUCCCUGCAGAGGUGCUUGCCGAUGAUGCCGGUCGAAGAUCACGUGGCUUCAUCAAGAUCAAAAUUAAGAUCGGGAAGUAUUCCCAGUCUAGUCACUCCGUCACGCGUGGUUACUGCAAGGCGAGGCUACUCUACACGAACGGAAAAUCUUCAUGGUUGCAGGAAAUGUGUGGCGGCAACUAUGCUUGUCCCCAUCUGCCAAGCGCUGCCAUCGUCCAUCGAGGUCAAGGCAUUGGCAAAGCCAGAAUAGUUAGUAGUAUUCUUUGAUCUUCAGGUUAGAGGAAGGACACGGGCAGCGUACCUGAAGGGGUAAAAGGGGUGAAGCACCAUCCCCACCAGAGUAAUCAGAAUCGAAUUGUGCUGCACUGCGCCAGCGGGGGUUUGAAGUCCUCUGGGCAGCAACAGCACG
Messenger RNA from Microdochium trichocladiopsis, 520 nucleotides. RefSeq lists its product as uncharacterized. The record is from RefSeq and is a predicted model, not a curated record. Bases 73 to 378 code for a protein of 101 amino acids. Lineage: Eukaryota; Fungi; Ascomycota; Sordariomycetes; Xylariales; Microdochiaceae. The transcript has a single exon.